CAGUAUCUACACGUCCGUGGCUCAACUCCUGGCCCACUCUUUCUUCUCUCUGAUGGCACCCCUCUACAUCGCCAAGGGCUGACAUCCAAUAUUCAAUCUAUCUUCUCCGCUGCUGGGGACCUUGGUUGCUACACCGGUCAUAGCUUCCGCAUUGGCGCUGCUACUUCAGCAGCCCCUCGUGGCUUACCAGAUCACCUCAUCAAGACACUUGGCAGACGGUCCAGCGAUGCGUAUCAGAUCUAUAUUCACACUCCCGUCAGUACUAUCGUGGGGGUAGCAAGCCUUCUCACUUGACAGGUAUUUCUUGCGUAUCUUUCUCUUUUCCUAGUUGUCCUUUUAGGGUGCCUCGGGACUUGGGUAGUUCGUGGCCAGGGCUUCCCCCAGCCCUGAGCCCCUCUUUCCCUCUCCGAUCUGGCUGCGUCAGCUCGGAGAGUCCCUUCGGCUUGGAAUGGGGGCUCAUGGCUGGGUUGCGGGGAUUUGCCAGCCAUGAGGGCAGUUUUCUAUGUAGGGGCUGGCUGGCCACAGUGGAAGCCCCUGGGUAUCCCAGGUACCCACCUUCCACUUAA
Molecule: messenger RNA, 566 nt
Organism: Porites evermanni
Lineage: Eukaryota; Metazoa; Cnidaria; Anthozoa; Scleractinia; Poritidae
Source: the annotation of a GenBank genome assembly